Drosophila miranda is the source of this 911-nucleotide messenger RNA. Its product is annotated as protein PRY2. The coding region runs from base 1 to 891 and encodes 296 amino acids. Lineage: Eukaryota; Metazoa; Arthropoda; Insecta; Diptera; Drosophilidae. The record is from RefSeq and is a predicted model, not a curated record. The transcript has 2 exons.
AUGAAGUUCUUAUGUUGCGCUUUGCUAUUGGUAGCCGCAACAGCCGUGGCCCAGGCUGCCGCGGGACGCAGCGAUGAGGAGAGCGUCGCCCGGCUCAGAUACCGCCUCUUAAAGCAACCAAACCAGUUGGAGGCCCGGAGUCUUAGCCAGCUGCUGGCCUUGAAGAACGGCACUCCCCCAUGUCCCGCCCCUACAACCACCACUGGCACUACUACUGCCCCUACCGCUACCACUCCCACUACUGCUACUACUACGGGACCAACUUCUACAACAUCCACCAGCUCACCAACAGCAUCACCAACAUCAUCACCAACAUCAUCCCCAUCAACUACAGCAGCCACCAGACGUGCCCUUAACGACUACAGCGAAGAAGAUAACGACGACGACGACGACGAGGAUGACGACAACAGCGAGGACGAGAAGUAUGUGGGCGCCUACAGGGCCAGUGCCAAAAACGACGAUGACAAUCUGGACAACGAGGAGGACAGCUUCGACCUGGUCGGUUACCAGCACAAUCGCGCCGAUUCAGGCCUCCGUCGUGGCGGCAACCGCCCCGGCUCCGGCUCCGGCUCCGGAUCCGGCUCCGGCUCCCAGGCUUCUAGCAGCGCCAUCUUGAAGGAGUUCGAGUUCCGCCGGCAGCAGGACCAGAACAAAGCCCUUCGUAAGCGCCUUCAGGCCAUGCGCCGGCGCAACACCCAGAACCGACGCCGCGCCCAGGCUAAGCGACGCCGCGUUCGCCGCCGCCUCAACAAGAAGCGCCGUAGUCAGGGUCGCCGCAGCCGUCGCAACCGCAGCCGUGCCAACCGUCGCCACCGUGCGGCCCGCCGCCGCCAGCGCCAGAGCGCCAAACGUCGUAUCCGUCGCAACCGCAGACGCAGCCGCCGCAACUAGAUCCACAUCGGAUAUUUGGC